AGCCCGAGCUCUCUGUUGUGCUCUUUAGCCGCACCGGCUGGCGGAACCCUGUCCGUCCCUCCUUAAGCUAGGAUGGUGUUUAAGUCCUCGCCCGCCUGUUGGGCUGUCGCUGUGCUUAGCACUGGCGUGGAUGCUCCCUUCACCUGGCCUUUGGAGACUCAGUUGCGUUUUAAUGGCGGCGGCAGCGGCUGGGUGAGCAGCCCGAGACUGUGCAGUACCCCUCGGGGCAGGAGGGGAUCGCCUUCCUCCUCCGGCACCACCUCUGCACUGGUAGCGGUGCUUUUUCCCUUGUUACCCCUCCACUCCUGAAGAGAGAAAAAGAUGCCACUGCCAUUUGGAUUAAAACUCAAACGUACCCGGCGCUACACGGUGUCCAGCAAGAGCUGCCUGGUUGCCCGGAUCCAGCUGCUCAAUAACGAGUUUGUGGAGUUCACACUGUCAGUGGAGAGCACUGGUCAGGAGAGCCUGGAGGCGGUGGCCCAGAGGCUGGAGCUGCGGGAGAUCACUUACUUCAGCCUCUGGUACUACAACAAGCAAAAUCAGCGCCGCUGGGUAGAUUUAGAAAAACCUCUCAAGAAGCAGCUGGAUAAAUACGCCUUGGAGCCUACCGUCUAUUUCGGAGUGGUGUUUUAUGUGCCUUCCGUGUCACAGCUGCAGCAGGAGAUUACCAGGUAUCAGUAUUAUCUGCAGCUGAAGAAAGAUAUCUUGGAAGGAAACAUUCCUUGUACAUUGGAGCAAGCAAUUCAGUUAGCAGGCUUAGCUGUUCAAGCUGAUUUUGGUGACUUUGAUCAGUAUGAAUCCCAGGACUUUCUCCAGAAAUUCGCCUUAUUUCCCGUGGGGUGGCUACAAGAUGAAAAAGUACUGGAAGAAGCAACCCAAAAGGUGGCCUUACUGCAUCAGAAAUACAGAGGGCUGCCGGCUCCUGAUGCGGAAAUGCUGUACAUGCAGGAGGUGGAGAGGAUGGAAGGCUACGGGGAGGAGACCUACCCUGCCAAGGAUAGCCAAGGCAGUGACAUAGCCGUGGGAGCGUGUCUUGAAGGCAUCUUCGUGAAACACAAGAACGGAAGGCCGCCCGUGAUGUUUCGGUGGCAUGACAUCGCUAACAUGUCCCACAACAAGUCCUUCUUUGCGUUGGAGCUGGCGAGCAAAGAGGAGACCGUCCAGUUUCAGACUGAAGACAUGGAAACGGCGAAGUACGUGUGGAGACUGUGCGUCGCGAGGCACCGGUUUUACAGACUGAACCAGUGCAGCCUGCAAACGCAGACCGUCACAGUGAACCUGAUUAGGAGGAGGUCUUCUUCAAGGAUGUCUCUGCCUAAACCUCAGCCCUACGCGAUGCCUCCGCCACCCCAGCUGCAUUAUAACGGGCACUACACGGAGCCAUACACGUCUUCUCAAGAUAACCUCUUCGUGACCAACCAGAACGGUUACUAUUGUCACUCUCAGACGAGCCUGGACCGAGCCCAGAUGGACCUCAACGGCCGCAUCCGGAACGGCAGCGUCUACAGCGCGCACAGCACCAACUCCCUGAACGGCCCGCAGCCCUACCUGCAGCCCUCGCCCAUGUCCUCGAACCCCAGCAUCACGGGCAGCGACGUCGUGAGACCCGACUACGUCCCGUCCCAUCGGCACAGCGCGCUGAUCCCCCCUUCCUACCGCCCGACCCCGGACUACGAGACGGUGAUGAAGCAGCUCAACAGGGGGCUGGUGCACGCGGAGAGGCAGAGCCACUCGCUGAGAAACCUCAGCAUCGGCAGCUCCUACGCCUACAGCAGGCCCGACGCUCUGGUGUACAGCCAGCCCGAGAUCCGGGAGCAUGCCCACUUUGCCUCGCCCCAGUCGGCCCACUGCCCCUUCAGUCUGAAUUACAGCUUCCACAGCCAGUCCCCCUACCCCUACCCCACGGAGAGGCGGCCUGUGGUGGGCGCCGUCAGCGUGCCCGAGCUGACCAACGUGCAGCUCCAGGCCCAGGAGUACCCGGCGCCGAACAUCAUGAAGACCCAGGUGUACCGCCCGCCCCCGCCCUACCCGUACCCGAGGCCCGCCAACAGCACCCCGGACCUGUCCCGCCACCUCUACAUCAGCAGCAGCAACCCGGACCUCAUCACCAGGCGCGUCCACCACUCCGUCCAGACGUUCCAGGAGGACAGCCUGCCGGUGGCUCACUCCCUGCAGGAGGUCAGCGAGCCGCUCACCGCGGCCCGGCACGCUCACCUGCAGAAGAGGAACAGCAUCGAGAUCGCGGGGCUGACUCACGGCUUCGAGGGCCUGAGGCUCAAGGAGAGGACCAUGUCGGCCUCGGCCGCGGACGUGGCCCCGCGGGCCAGCUCCGCAGGCUCCCAGCCAAAUGUUUUCACAGAAAGAACCAAGCGAGGAGAGGCGGCCGAGCAGGAAGGCCUGAGAUACGGCCACAACAAGUCUCUUUCAGAGGCCACCAUGCUGAUACACAGCAGCGAGGAGGAGGAGGAGGAGGAGGACUUCGAGGAGGAACAGGGAGCGCAGGCUGUGCUCCCCCCACGGGCGCGGGAGCCCCGGGGCAGCUACUCCCAGGAGCCGCAGGCGGGCUACUCCUGCGCCUCGGUCACGCCGGGCGCGGGCCCUCUGCACAUUCUCGAGCCCAAGGCCCAGGUCACAGAGGCCGAGAGGAGGGCGAGGGAGGGCAGCCCCGUGCACGGGCUGGCGGAGGCCCAGCGGCCCCGGAGAGACGGGCUGCUCACCCCCUCCAUGUCGGAGUCUGACCUCACCACGUCGGGGCGGUACCGGGCCAGGAGGGAUUCUCUGAAGAAGAGGCCAGUGUCCGACCUCCUCUCGGGAAAGAAGACCAUUGUGGAAGGACUGCCGCCGUUGGGGGGAAUGAAAAAGAGCCGAGUAGAUGCAAAAAAAAUGGGUCCUCUCAAACUGGCUGCCCUGAACGGCCUCUCCCUGUCUCGCCUGCCUCUGCCUGACGAAGGGAAGGAAGCGUGUGCCAGAGCCACCAAUGACGAGAGGUGUAAAAUUCUGGAGCAGCGGUUAGAACAGGGGAUGGUGUUCACAGAGUACGAGAGAAUCCUUAAAAAACGGCUGGUGAACGGCGAGUGCUCCACGGCACGGCUCCCCGAAAACGCCGAAAGAAACCGAUUCCAAGAUGUGCUCCCCUAUGACGACGCCAGAGUGGAGCUGGUCCCGACCAAAGAAAACAACACUGGUUACAUCAACGCCUCGCACAUUAAGGUCUCAGUCAGCGGGAUUGAGUGGGACUACAUCGCCACCCAGGGGCCCUUGCAGAACACCUGUCAGGACUUCUGGCAGAUGGUGUGGGAACAGGGAAUUGCCAUCAUCGCCAUGGUGACGGCGGAAGAGGAGGGAGGACGGGAGAAGAGCUUCAGGUACUGGCCGCGGCUGGGCUCCAGGCACAACACCGUCACCUACGGGAGGUUCAAGAUCACCACCCGCUUCCGCACCGACUCCGGCUGCUACGCCACCACGGGCCUGAAGAUGAAGCACCUGCUCACGGGCCAGGAGAGGACGGUCUGGCACCUCCAGUACACGGACUGGCCGGAGCACGGCUGCCCGGGUGACCUCAAGGGGUUUUUAUCGUACCUGGAAGAGAUCCAGUCCGUCCGCCGCCACACAAACAGCACGAGCGAACCCAAGAGCCCCAACCCCCCGCUGCUGGUGCACUGCAGUGCGGGCGUGGGCCGGACCGGCGUGGUCAUCCUGUCGGAGAUCAUGAUCGCCUGUCUGGAGCACAACGAGGUGCUAGACAUCCCGCGGGUGCUGGACAUGCUGAGGCAGCAGAGGAUGAUGCUGGUGCAGACCCUGGUCCAGUACACGUUCGUGUACAGAGUUCUCAUCCAGUUUCUGAAAAGCUCCAGGCUCAUAUGAGCUCUCACGGCUUCCGAAGGGGACCCGACCAUGCGAAGCGUUUACAGUAGGAAAAGGGCUCAGUGCCCCGCUCACACUCCCCGCUCGACGCGCCCACGCAGAGCGCUUGCUGCGUGGGGAACAGGUGCAGUGUGAAUGCGGUGCGCUGAGGAGUGUGCGGAGCGCGGGCCGCAGGACGCUCCACCUGGGGCUCCACCUGGGAAGACGCAGAGGCAGG
Messenger RNA from Phyllostomus discolor (pale spear-nosed bat), 4081 nucleotides. RefSeq names its product protein tyrosine phosphatase non-receptor type 21 (gene PTPN21). Gene Ontology annotation, cellular component: cytoskeleton. Gene Ontology annotation, biological process: protein dephosphorylation. NCBI's taxonomy places the organism in Eukaryota, Metazoa, Chordata, Mammalia, Chiroptera, Phyllostomidae. Gene Ontology annotation, molecular function: protein tyrosine phosphatase activity. The record is from RefSeq and is a predicted model, not a curated record.